GCGCCGACCGUUGGAAACGGUGUGUCUCUGCCGCGGGGCCGGACCUUGGUGUGCUGCCUACCUGUUGUGGACUGAGCCGCGCGCACCAAGGUCCACUCUGUGAGGAACCUUUCAGCUGUCUGACACUGGUGGAGUGCCAAGGACGACAUCCAGGGUCAAUCGACAGGAGGACACACGGAAGACACACACCCAUCGCCUGGACUACGCUGAGGGCACCCGAUGCGGUGGUACUGGGCUAUUUGCUGCAGAUUCUUUCCCUGCGAGCCUAGGGAGAAAUUUACAUCGAAGACUUUUCUUAUCAUGGCUUUAGUUUACAAAUUGUUGAGUGGUUCUUAUACUCUCAGAAAAUGCCCCAAGCCACAUGUUGCCUUGUGUCCACUUUUGGAUACUCGCUUUGCUGACUAUUGUUCCAGUAGUCUUCAGAAACCAGAGGCUGCUCCAGGCAAAGCCUCCUCGCAGAAGACUGAAGAAGGUUUGCAAGAACAUCAACAGAGAGAAGUUGCUUUGGAUAUAACUUCUCCUGAGGAGAAGCCUGAAGUUAGUUUUGAUAAAGCAAUUAAAGAUGAAAUAAAGGACCAUUUUAGGCAUUUGAAGGAUGAUAUUGUGAAUCACUGGAUGGGGCCUGACUGUCGCCCUCUGCAUGAGGUCUUGCUGGAACAAGCCAGGGUUGUCUGGAAGUUUCGUGGAAAAGAAGACUUAGAUAAGUGGAUAGUGACUUCUGAUAAGACAAUUGGAGGUAGAAGUGAAGUGUUCCUGCAAAUGGGCAAGAAUAACCGAAGUGCACUGCUGUAUGGAACUCUGAGCUCAGAGGUGCCACAGGAUGGGGAAAGUGGCCGCAGUGGAUACUGUGCAAUGGUCUCCAGGAUUCCACGGGGCCCUUUUGAGACAAAGAAGUCUUAUGAUUGGUCUCAUUUCAACACUCUUUGUCUCCGUGUACGUGGAGAUGGUCGACCUUGGAUGGUGAGUAUCAGGGAGGACACGGACAUAAUCCAGAGGAAGAAUCAGAUGCACAGUUACUUCAUGUUUACCCGCGGGGGCCCUUACUGGCAGGACAUCCAGUCCCUUUUAUGGAUUAAGUCAAGCUUACAGAGGAUUAUCUUCCCAAUAGUAAAGUCAACUGAUUUGGGACCUUACUUCUGCAGUCCCUUCACAGCAGCACUGAGCUACAACGUAAAUGGUUUCUUUCAGAUUCCUUUCUCCAAAUUUUUCUUCUCUAAUCAAGGAAGAAUCCGGGAUGCCCAGUACCAGCUUCUGCUUGACAGGAUCUCUUCUAUUGGAUUCACCCUGGCUGAUAAAGUGGAUGGCCCGUUCUUCUUGGAAAUAGAUUUUAUUGGAGUGUUUACUGAUCCAGCCCAUACAGAAGAAUUUGCCUAUGAAAAUUCUCCAGAGCUUAACCCAAGACUUUUUAAGUAGAGAUCAUGUGGUAGUUUUGUAGAACUAAAGGUAAUAAUAUUUCUGAUGACACAAAAUAAAAUUAAUAGCAUCCAA
This is a messenger RNA of Manis javanica (Malayan pangolin), 1488 nucleotides long. RefSeq names its product NADH:ubiquinone oxidoreductase complex assembly factor 1 (gene NDUFAF1). Gene Ontology annotation, biological process: mitochondrial electron transport, NADH to ubiquinone; mitochondrial respiratory chain complex I assembly. The record is from RefSeq and is a predicted model, not a curated record. NCBI's taxonomy places the organism in Eukaryota, Metazoa, Chordata, Mammalia, Pholidota, Manidae. Gene Ontology annotation, cellular component: mitochondrion.